UGCUCCUCCUCCUCCUGCACAUCUCUACUUCUAACACAGCUUCAUCACUUUCAUCGUUUCAUUUCAUAGCAGUCAGCCAGCCAGUCCGACCAUCUUCAUUCUCUCCCUGGCAUUGCACGCACAGAGGUGCAUCGCGCAACAACCUAGCAUUCACACCGCAAGCCCCUCGGCCGACAUCACGCGCCUCGCGCCCCGUUGCGCAGUCUCCAGCCCCCAUCACCAUCGCCAUUCCCCUCCCACUUCGUCUCACAACCGCACGUUCACCCACGCCUGAGCAUCUAGCUCCUCCGACGACACCAUGUCGUACAACCACUACCUCCCCAAGGGCAAGGUAUCGCUCAAGCCCAAGACACACCACGGCUUCCAGGUCGUCCUCUUCUUCCUUGGUUGGCUCUUACCACCGCUUGCCGUCGCCGCGCGUUUCGGUAUUGGCAGAGACUUCUUCAUCAAUAUCGUUCUGACGCUCUGUGGAUAUAUCCCCGGUCACGGCCACAACUUUUACAUCCAAAAUAUUCGUAACAACUCGAACAAAGCACGUACCCCCAAGUGGGCCAUCCGCUACGGACUGGUCGACCCUGCCAACCAGAACCGCCGUGCUCAAAAGUCGGCGUGGUCAAAGCGCUACGAUGAGCGUCUGCCCGAGUCGACAUUGGUUGGACAGGAGCUUGCCGAUGGCGAGGAGGGCCCCAACUGGGAUGCCACCAAGCCCAAGCAGAACCAGCGUCGUACCGAGGGUCUCUGGGACCGCGAGGACGAGCACUACUACAACGAGGAGGACGAAGCUCCGAACCAGCGCAACUGGCACUACCCUGCCAACUUUGAGGGUACCGUUGGUGAUGGCCGCUCAAAGCGCCGGCAGCAGGUUGAGAGCGGCGACCGCUGGGAGCGCACGCGGUCGGCGACCAACGACUCGGACUCGUACGGCUCGUACCCUCCCGGUGGAACCGCCGCGACCGACGACGACGUCCCUGAGUGGGGCCGCGACUACGGUCGUCGCAAGAACAGCACCGGCCGCAACAAGAAGCCCAGCAGCAGCAGCUACGACGACAACAGCAGCAUCGACUCACGUGACCAGCGGUCGCAGCAGUCGGGCCAGCAGCAGCAGCAACAGAAGAAGUCGAACAACCCCGACGACGUCUUCAACCACGAGUUUUAAGCGGACACCACCGCGUACAUUUACCCGGAAUGAUCGGGGUGUGUAUUUCACCGCCCAGGUUGUUCUGGGCACCGAGAAAUUAGAGAGGAGGGUGUGCGUGCGGGGAGUGGUCGAGUAGUGGUGGACCGUGGUGGAAGGUCCUGGGGGUGGUAGGUUGGCCCUGCGGAGAUGGGCCAGGCGGCUGAGGGCUGUCGCCGCCGCCGCCAACCGAGUGUGAUUCUGUUCCGAGCCGGGUGGUCAUUGAGAGAGAGUGGUUUUGUCAUACCCGUGACCAAGUGUACGAGUCUAUGCAGGCGUGA
Messenger RNA from Vanrija pseudolonga, 1455 nucleotides. RefSeq names its product Plasma membrane proteolipid 3 (gene PMP3). The record is from RefSeq and is a predicted model, not a curated record. The transcript is spliced from 8 exons. Bases 299 to 1156 code for a protein of 285 amino acids. Lineage: Eukaryota; Fungi; Basidiomycota; Tremellomycetes; Trichosporonales; Trichosporonaceae. Gene Ontology annotation, cellular component: membrane.